This is a messenger RNA of Ipomoea triloba (trilobed morning glory), 918 nucleotides long. Its product is annotated as probable ubiquitin-conjugating enzyme E2 18. The transcript has 6 exons. Bases 142 to 627 code for a protein of 161 amino acids. Lineage: Eukaryota; Viridiplantae; Streptophyta; Magnoliopsida; Solanales; Convolvulaceae. The record is from RefSeq and is a predicted model, not a curated record.
UGCAAUUUGCAGGUUUUAGAUUUUCCACAAUCCAAAGAGUGCCAAUAAAAUAACCAGGCACAGAAACACCGACGUCGUCUUUACGCACACACACCCUUUCUUUAUCUCUCUCUCUUUCUCUCUCUCCAAAUUCAAGGCGCCAUGACUAGCCCUUCAGCUUCGUCUCGCAAGGCUCUGAGCAAGAUCGCUGCCAAUCGGCUGCAGAAGGAGCUGAUGGAAUGGCAGGUGAAUCCCCCCGCCGGAUUUAAGCACAAAGUCACUGAUAAUCUCCAAAGAUGGGUAAUUGAAGUCACCGGAGCUCCGGGGACUUUGUAUGCCAACGAGACAUAUCAGCUACAGGUUGAUUUCCCUGAACAUUACCCUAUGGAAGCCCCUCAGGUUAUUUUUAUCCCUCCAGCUCCGCUCCAUCCUCACAUUUAUAGCAAUGGACAUAUCUGUUUAGAUAUCCUGUAUGACUCUUGGUCCCCUGCUAUGACUGUUAGUUCCAUUUGCAUCAGCAUUCUGUCCAUGUUAUCGAGCUCAACUGUAAAGCAACGCCCAGCAGACAACGAUCGUUAUGUGAAGAACUGCAAGAAUGGGAGGUCGCCCAAGGAGACUCGAUGGUGGUUCCACGACGACAAAGUCUAGGAACGCUAGUCGGGAUUGCUGCACAAUCCCAGCAACGCCUCCCCUCCGUGUGGCGGGCGUGUUGGUGGUUGAGAUUGAUACGCCUUUUAUCCCCCAGCCAACCGGUGUUGGGACUUUGAACAAAAACUUCUUAAAAAAAGUCGCCGUAAGGUGAUUUAUAUUGGGUGUACUUCUGUAUAGUGUUAACCAGACUGGUGUUAAUGUACUCAUCUUCAUUUGCCAUUUAAGUUUUUGUUCUCUCUUUCUCUCUGCCUUAAGGUUUUCUCCUCAUCAAGAAGAUGUAUUCAUUAA